AUAGCUGCGGAGAGGCUCCUCUGAUAUGAUCCACUAGUGUCUUGUCACAUCUUUAUUACUCCUUUAACUUUGUUACAUACAAUUAUUACUAUCAUUACCUCUUUUCACCUACGUGUAGUUUUCACACCACUCCACCAAUAUUUCUCUCCCAUCUCUCUCUAUCUCUAUCUCUCUGAACCAAGAAUAGUAGCCUUUUCAGCUUUACCUUGUUAACAACAGUACUUUUAAACCCUCCAUUUGAACAACACUCUUUCUACUUUUAUACAAACAAAAAAGAAACCAAACAUCUUUCUUACUUAAAAGCUCUUUCACCCAUUCUACUUCUGUUAUAACAUCCAAACUUCUAAACAUUUCAUCAUUCCUCAACCUACCCAGUUCUUCUUCUUCUUCUUCCGUAUCUAAAAAGCAGUGAAACUGAAACAUUUAUAUUUAGAGAGACAAAGAGAAAGAGAGAGAAAAAAGAUGGACUUUGGAGGGAACAUGUUCUGUCUCAACAACAGAGACCAAAGUAAUAACAAUAACGGUAACAGUAACGGUUUUACUACUUGGGGUAGUACCAGUAAUGGUACUCCUGCUACUGCAUGGAACAUGGACAUUUUCCAUGUUCCAGUUGAAAACACCGCCGUUAGUAACCAUCACGAUUCUGAUUUAAGCAACGUGAUGAUGUUUAACGGCGGUGGUGACAGACAUCAUAGAGGGAGCUAUAUGGAACCGUAUGGAAGAGGUGGGUCAGGGUCUCACGUGAUGCCUGACCCACAUCUCACAUGUUUGAAGUUAGGGAAGAGACAUUAUUUUGAGGAUGUGAAUGGUGGUGGUGGUGGUGGUGGAGGGUUGGGAGAUAAGAGAGGAAAAGGGUACUGUGGUGGUGGUGGUGGGAAGGUGGCUGCGGCAAGUUUUGCGGUGGCGAGAUGUCAGGUGGAUGGAUGCCACGUGGCAUUGAUGAAUGCUAAGGAGUAUCAUAGGAGACAUAAGGUUUGUGAGAUGCAUUCGAAGGCACCAAAAGUUGUGGUUUUGGGUUUAGAGCAGAGAUUCUGCCAGCAGUGUAGCAGGUUCCAUGUUGUGUCAGAAUUUGAUGAUUCAAAGAGAAGUUGUAGAAGGAGACUUGCAGGGCACAAUGAGAGAAGAAGAAAGAGCUCCCAAGAUUCUGUUGCGAGGAAUUCCUCACAAGGCGGGUGUGCUCUCUCUCUUCUGUCAUCUCGGACUGAUUCUUGGCUUUCACCUGCUGAUCUCUCCGUAAGAUGCAGUGCUGCGUUAAGCGAAUUGAUAGCAGAAAAUCGGGCAGCAAUCAUGGCUAGGCAAUAUGUCUCAGAUAGAGACUGGCAUUUGCACCACCAUGCCGUGGAAGACUACAGGGAGAUCCAGCCCGAGUCGAAUUAUUUCCCACAACAAAUGUUUCCUCAGACGCACUAGUGAUGGUUCUUAUAGCAAGGAGCUUGGAUAUGGAUUUCUCACAAAUACCAACGUCAUCGCAGUCGGUUAAUCAGAAUUGUUGGAUGAAAGAUCAGACGACUCAUAUGGAGUUGCUUAUAUUGUCAUCCAACUCUUUAGACUUUACCGACUAUGGUGAACAUGUGGUAUUGUGAAUGCAUGGAAUUUCGAUCCAAGAACCUUGUCCUAAAGUUUAGGGAAAUAAGAGUUCCUACAAGAAGGACCUAUUUUAUGAAGUUUUGAACUAUUUAAUAUCCUAAAAAUAAAAGUUUAGAAGAUUGUAUUUGCAUCUUUAAUUGCACGUUAAUGUGGCCAAGCUUCUGCUUUUAAACUUUAUAUGUUACAGUCUGAAAAUAUAAUUAUCCUGUAAUUCAUAAUUGAUUACUAGUUGAUUACUAGUCUUAGAAUUGAGUUAUUGAGCCUAACUUAUCCUUACAAAACUGGCUUGUAAAGUGAGGAUUGCCUCUAGUUUAUAAACACUUAGUCAGACCAUAUCA
Trifolium pratense (red clover) is the source of this 1925-nucleotide messenger RNA. RefSeq names its product squamosa promoter-binding-like protein 7. Bases 463 to 1410 code for a protein of 315 amino acids. The record is from RefSeq and is a predicted model, not a curated record. Gene Ontology annotation, cellular component: nucleus. Gene Ontology annotation, molecular function: DNA binding. The transcript has 3 exons. Lineage: Eukaryota; Viridiplantae; Streptophyta; Magnoliopsida; Fabales; Fabaceae.